Molecule: messenger RNA, 3009 nt
Organism: Labeo rohita (rohu)
Lineage: Eukaryota; Metazoa; Chordata; Actinopteri; Cypriniformes; Cyprinidae
Gene: vegfd
Product: vascular endothelial growth factor D
Exons: 7
Coding region: 664-1476 (270 amino acids)
Biological process (GO): response to hypoxia; sprouting angiogenesis; positive regulation of endothelial cell proliferation
Cellular component (GO): membrane
Molecular function (GO): chemoattractant activity; vascular endothelial growth factor receptor 3 binding; growth factor activity
Source: RefSeq, a predicted model, not a curated record
AUUCAUUCUCUCUUCUCCACGCACACUCUCUCUCUCUCCUCCCUUCAUCCCUCCGUCCCCCCCUUCCCUCCUCCUCCUCCUCCUCCUCCUCCUCCCCCUCUUUCACUCCUUGCCCUCUGUAGAGGUCUGGAUCACAUUUAAAACCACAUGUUCCUGUGUGCGAGCAACUGAGCUUGGAAGUCGGAAAGCAGGAAACGUGGUGACAGCAGAGUGGGACUGGAGCGCACAGCGACGGGACAGACAUGCACGCCUCCCAGACGGCCUUGCACGCACUGGCGGCUGAAGAAGACUGGAUGUGAGCCCGUGGCGGAUUUUGCAAACACAUAUAUAGUGUGACACAUCUGGAUCCGUGGAAACACUGGGCCAAGUUUGGCCGGUCCUAGACGGAUGAGAGCAUCAAGAGGACGUUCUGAUCAGAGAGAAUCGCAGAAAGUCCAGAGUAGACCAGCGCUGAUUGAUGUCUCUUUCUCCUCCUCUUUUUUUUUAAAGAGGAGAGCCCAUUUGGCUCUGGGAAGCUCGUUGUGACAGGUCUCUAUUGGUGCGCCUGUGUGGUCCUGUGUGAGAAACCUGCUUCGUGAUUUGUGAGCGCACGUGAGCGUAUACGCAGACUGGCCUCCCUCGCUGCUCAAUCACUGGACGGUACCCUGGAGAGUAAGUAGCAGGAUGAAGACACAGAAAUGUGCUGGACUUCACAUGUUGUUACUCCUGUAUGUCAGACUGAUGCUGGCUGUGGACGCCUACAGACCCCAGAGAGACAUAAACCAGGAGAAGUGGGAACAAGAACUAAGGGAAGCUGGGAGUCUGGAUGAGCUUCUGAUGUUGACCGAAUACCCAGACUGGAAGCUGUGGAGAUGCAGACUCAAGCUGAAGCACUUGGAAUACGCCACUCCGCCUGAGAACCGCAGGUCAACUCGCUAUGCGGCCGCAUCAUUCAGUCCAGAGAUGCUAAAAGACAUCGAUGACGAAUGGCAGAAAACACAGUGUAUGCCCAGAGAGACGUGUGUCGAUGUGGCUAAAGAGCUGGGCACCAAUACGGCAGUGUUCUUUAAGCCCCCAUGCGUCUCUGUCUUCAGGUGUGGCGGCUGCUGCAACAAAGAGGGAGUUACCUGCCGUAACACAAGCAUGACUUAUGUCAAUAAAACUAUUUUGAGCGUGAGUCUGGCGUAUAAAUCUGGACCAGAGCCUGUGCUGGUGAAAAUAGCCAAUCACACUGAGUGUAUGUGCCAGGAACAUUCGCUGAUCCGCAGACAUGUUCGUGAGAAGCACAAGAAGAGUUGCUCUCCUACACGUAAGCCAGAAGACAAGAGGCUAUGCAACAAAGGUUUAAUAUGGGACUGGACGGCAGAGCGAUGUGUGACGUACCCCUCCAGUAAACAAGAGCCUCCGUCUGCUAUCAGUGAGGAGGACUGUGAGAUUGAUGUAGAGCGAUGUGAAUGUAUUCCAAAAGUAUGGACACACAGAUUACACCAUACGUGACACAAUUCAACAAAUCUUCUAAAGCUGCAAGAGAGAAAACAACAAUGAACACAACACCCUGACAAUCUGCAAGUGUCGAGUGCAGAGACUGCGAAACACCAUUUAAUUUAUUUAUCUCUCUAUUUAUAUCAAAUAAAAAUACUUUAUUAACAUUUAUUCACACAUCUCAGCAGUAACAUGGCAGCAAUAGCUUUCUAAAUAUAAAAACAACGCUGCUUUUCUGUCUGAAUACAUCUGAGAUAAAUGUCUCCUUUGCACUGAAGACAGCAUUUCACCCUAAAGAAUGUCUGUGGAAUUUAGAACUUAGAUAUAAUUUAUAUCUAAAAUAAUGAUAUUUAAGCAUAAAUUAUAAUUUUUCAAAAUGUUCCCUGGUGGGGUUUAUGUGGGUUCCAUCCACAUCAUGUUUUUAUGGCACAAGAGGACUAGAUGUUGGAUGGUGUACAUACAGAAGUACUUCAUUACUUGACAUGCUUUGAGGAAGUGGUCAGGCCUCGGUUAAAUUUGAUGUUUUCACCACUGAGCAUGCUGCCAACAAUAAAAAAAAUCAAAUAUGUACUGGAGAUGAAAGCUGUUCAAAUAAAAAACGGCAGAUUUAAUAAAUAGGUCUAUGAUUGUGAUGUUUUCAAGGACCACAGAAACCUUUUUAAUGUAGUGUAUGAAAGCAUUAAGUAUUUUCAAAGAGGAAAACAUGAAUUCUCAUGUUGCAAGGACACAUCAUAACUUAUAUUAAAGAAUAGUUUCCUGCUUAAGGCCCAUUAAAAUCGUACCAAAGAACUCUUGAGCUCUUAUAAUUACGUUUCAAUCACUCUGGUUUAUUGUAGUUUAUCAACAUAACCUGAAAUCAAUAUUAAUCCAAGAGUGAAUGGUUCAUUUCAGUUUUGAAGGACAGAGCUUGUUGUAACAAACACCAUGUCUCUAUCUAUGACAUAAAACCUUUUAAAUUAUAGUUUAACUUUUUUUAUUUGUAAUUUAAAUCAUUUUGAGCUUUGUACUUUGUACAGACUUACCCUGAAAAAUAUUUACCAGGGAAAUAAGGGUGACGACUAUAGCCUUGGUCUAUCCUGUACCUGAGUGUCUUCUAAUAGGUUAGGUAAUGAAUAAAAAAGCAGUCAGUGCAACCUGACAAGCGUCAGUGUGUACCUGCAAUAUGACGAAAUUGACUGUACUAAUGACUGUCCAACCUGGAAACUCUGUAGGUGGUUUGGUCUUGGAAAGCCAGAUGAAAUUUGGUGUAGAUUUCUGUUCCAGUUCUGCUUCUGUUCCUGUUUAUAGGCCACACACAGUAUUUCUAAUUGGAGACUUUUUUUUAGGUAGCCAGUAAUGCCUGACUAAUUUUCACAAACAUAGUGGCUAUGGUGGUUUUUCCUCCGGAAAGAUUUCCACGGAAACACUUACUUACAGUAGGCAUCAUGACAUUAAUGAGAGGUAAACAGCUUGGAGGCGAACUUGAAUAAUUAGAACAAUUUUUGUAAAACCACUAUGACUCAUAUUCUAAUAUGUUACCCUGUCUAACUAGCUACCGGAAAAACAGAC